Alligator mississippiensis (American alligator) is the source of this 2326-nucleotide messenger RNA. RefSeq names its product killer cell lectin-like receptor subfamily F member 1. The record is from RefSeq and is a predicted model, not a curated record. Bases 291 to 662 code for a protein of 123 amino acids. The transcript has 5 exons. Lineage: Eukaryota; Metazoa; Chordata; Crocodylia; Alligatoridae.
GCGCUCAUAGAGUCGUACAUCGACGACUCAUCUCGGUUCGGUGCGGUUCAGAAGAGAUCUCAUUUGUGUUUGUUUGUGUGCAACUGCAACUCAAGCAAGUUUCCUCCCUGCACUGUGACCAUCGGCAGCGUAAGCGGUCAUUCCUACAGGGAUUUAAGAGCACGCAAAGAAAGUGCAACUGCAUCUACAUUGUCAGUAUAAUUCUGCUCCUUCUCAUCACUGGGGGCUUGGCAAUUGCACUAGUGAAACAUACUUCACCUCAAGAGUGCAACAACUGCCCAAAAGGUUGGAUGGGAUACAAUGGGAGAUGUUACUAUUUUUCCAAUGGGACCAGAAAUUGGAAUGAAAGUCUUGAAUUCUGUUCAUCGCUUGGUGCUUCUCUGGUCAUAAUAAAAACCAAAUCAGACCUGGAAAUCAUCAACCGUUACAAAGAACAUUUUUACUACUGGAUUGGACUGACAAAAGGAGCUGAAGGGUGGCGAUGGGUGGAUGGAUCACCUUUUACAAAUGACAUAAUCACACUUGAGAAUGAGGCACCAAACCUGAACUGUGGUUACCUGAAUACAGAGAAGAUUGUUACCAUAGUCUGUGAAUCUCUCAGGCGCUGGAUCUGUAUCAGAGAUGUCAACCAUACCUUUGGCCCCUCCAGAGCUGCCUCCUGAGGGUCUGGCUGCGCUUGUAGCAAAACCCCAGUUUUUCGUUUUUUUCUUUUUAAAUGCAUUCCCUCUUUCCCCAACCAUUUCUGACCUUGUCUCCCCCUCUCUAUUCCCUAUAGAUAAGUAUAAGUGAGAUAAGACAUAGGAUAAGCUUCAGCAUUUGAUUUUGGUAGCAAGUUGUAUUUGUUUUGUUUUUUCCCCCUUCUUUAUAUUGUAAAAAAAAAAUAGCUCCCUCUGAAUGACCGAACCAUCAACACCAAUACCUGGACCAAUGACCCAGCCCUUGGAACCAGCCUCGGCAUUUAAGAAACAAAAGAUGAGGCAACCCACCAUUGUGCCAGGCUCCACAUGCUCAGUAAGAACACCUGGAGCCCUCUGGGACCAGACUGACCUUGCCUGGACAGGCCCUCCCCAUAGGAGACCAGAGGUAGUCUGCCCCAUAAAAGGGGUAGCGAAGACUGACUCCUUGGGACGCCCUCUCCAUCUGGACCAGCACUACACCACUCCACCUAUCCACCCAGAGGCCCUGCCAGCGACCCCACUCCCGACAACACCUACUGGACAAGGACCCUGUCACAGAGCACUGAGGUGCCCUGUGCCUGAAGAGGGGAAAACUGCUAGGGAAGGAGUCCUAGCAAUGACUAAGGAGCACAGCUGUGGGUUGCCAGGGUGACCAAAGCAGGUCAGCUGACCAGAAGGGGCAGGGCCUGGCCCUUAUAAAGCCCCGGAGCUGAGGCCUGAGGCAGUUCCCUGCCAGUAGCCAGAGAGGCUGGAGCUCCUGGAGUAAUGAUGUGAGAACCGCAGGUACAGCUUGACUUGAGUUGAGCAAUGUUGUUGUAGCCAGGUGGCUUACGUUUGAGUUAUAGCCAGGAGGCUCAAGUUUGUGUUGCUGUUUGUUAAAACCGGUGGUUUGGGUGAGGCUAUUAGGGGUUGGAGGAGGCCUCAUAGGGGACUCACAGCAGAGUGUGAGAACCCCAGCGCCAGCAGGCGCAGCACACGGGGUGCAUACACCCCAGCCCCAGAGAGGGGCGCUUGAGAAGCCCCAGAGCAGGCGUGGCGAGCCCCAGAGAGGGGAGCACUAUUGAGAAGCCCAAGUGGGGUGCGGCGAGCCCCAGGAGGGGGGCAGCAUGACUGAGAAGCCCAAGUGUGGGCACGGAGAAGGAAGGCCCAGGGAGAACAGGAAGGGGCCAAGAUUAGGAUAGACCUGAGUUAACAUCGGCGAGGUGUGGACUGCAGUGUAGGGGAGGAAACAGAGCCGCAGAUAGCGCCCCCUAGCAGCGGGGCAGUAUAAGGGCAGCCUCCCGCUGAUAAACACUAAUUAAUUAAGACCAAGGCAUGGCAGGAGAGUAGGCGGGCGGUUGCCCCAGGGACAGGUGUGUGGGCCACAUUGAGGGCGGCUCAGAGUGACUACCUGUCACAGACCCCUUUCCAGCCUGGAUAUGUAGCUAUCACCCCCUACCCUCUCUUCAACCAAGGACUUGGACUCUGCUUAUCUUCCCUGCGUGGACUCCAGCCCUUCCACUGAAUCUCUUUCUCUUGCUCCCAUUGUGAGUGCUUGUGUGUGUGUGUGUGUGUGUGUGUGUGUGUGUGUGUGAGUGAGUGCUUGUGUGAGUGUGUGUAAGAACCAAGCUGUACAGUAAAGUGUUUAUUUAAUAAAACUGUUAUUUGGA